Molecule: messenger RNA, 3154 nt
Organism: Danaus plexippus (monarch butterfly)
Lineage: Eukaryota; Metazoa; Arthropoda; Insecta; Lepidoptera; Nymphalidae
Product: GATOR complex protein NPRL2
Exons: 8
Coding region: 376-1575 (399 amino acids)
Biological process (GO): negative regulation of TORC1 signaling; positive regulation of autophagy; cellular response to amino acid starvation
Cellular component (GO): vacuolar membrane; GATOR1 complex
Molecular function (GO): GTPase activator activity
Source: RefSeq, a predicted model, not a curated record
AUUUCCCAUUAUAAAAAAAAUACAGAUUUAUAAUGUUAUGCAUAGAAAGUUUGUUGUUGUAAUAUAAAACAUUUGUAUUUAAUUUAAAUAUUAUGACUAUCGCAUUAAUUUAUCUAAAACAAAAAAAAAAACCUGAUAACUGUCAACGUCAGAUGCAAUCUAACAUUGACAGGUUCUUGAUGGCAAAAAACUAUCAAUUGGAAUUUUAUUAUUCAGUGUUUUGAGGCAUGUGUUGGGGGAAGGAGUGUUUUGAUUUUUAGUCUUAAAAUUUACGAUGAAAUUAAGUAACUUUUCAAACGUCCGUGUUUAUUCUAUAUAAUAACAAAUGUCGGGUAAUAGUUCUAGUGGGUGGAAAUAAUAGUGUUUGUUAUCAUAAUGGAUGGAAAUUCAAAGUAUUAUGAAGGUUGCGGGCAGGAAGGGCCAAUACGGUGUAUAUUUUUGUGUGAAUUUCACCCGACAGCAGGGCCGAGGAUAACCUGCCAAGUGCCUGAAAACUACAUUUCUAAAGAUAUUUUCGAUACUGUCAGUCAUUAUAUCAUUCCAAAAGUUCAGUUGCAACGAAGCACUUUGACUGUAACAUUACUUGGAUCCAAAAUCUUAGGCUUUCCAGUUAGGAUAGACAAUAAAAAGUAUGCCCGUAAUGCAUAUUACUUUAACCUCUGCUUUGUGUGUGAUGCCUGGGCCAGGACUGUGCAUCUUGAACCGCUUGUAAAGAAGCUUACAGAAUAUCUGCUGUCCAUGGAGCUAGAAACUGAAUGGUUAUCAAAACAAUCACUAUCUGGUGAUGCCAAGGCUCUCAACACUCUGAUGCUGCAGGUCAUGCAAGAUAUUAACAGCAGGAGAAUGUGCACAUUGACAGUUGGCACCACCACCACUCACUUGACGGUGGUUCGUUUGAACAGCGACCCAGCUCCGGUUAAGGAUCACCAGGUACCGGUGUUCCUCUACAGCAGGCAGUCCUUUGUGGCUGAUCAGUGGGACCUCACUACCAAUCAGAUCCUGCCUCAUAUAGACGGGUUCAACCACGUGUCCAAAAUCGCAGCCCUCACGGACGUCGAGAUCAGCCUGGUGCGAGCCUGUGUCCAGAACCUCGUCUACUACGGAGUGGUCACCCUCGUCCCCAUCUUUCAAUACUGUGCUGUGUACAGUGCGACGCCCAAGUUGAGACAACUGACUCGUUGCGCGGGGCUCCAGAGACAGUGUGUGGAGUUCUGUGCGAGAUCACCUCGUCAGCUUCCAAAAGUAUCGGAUCUGUUCCGUAUGUACGCCGGCAUGUCAUACGGCAGUACAGUGAGGGACCUGUGUCGGCGCCUCCGACCGCAGGAACUCGCUAUCAACGAGAGGAAACUUGUGCUGUUCGGUGUACUCGAGGGUCUCAUACGAAGGGUCUAUAAGUACCCCGUGAGUCUUCACAGCGACAGCUCGUCCGCCCGCAGCGAGCACAGUUCAUACACGGCUCGUACUUACAACGGUGUGGUCUGCCUGGACGAGCUGUGCUGCUCCCAGGGCCUCGCCACCACACAGGUAGAGGAGCAGCUGGAGAGAGACAGUGACGUCAUCUUCAUCAUAAAAUGAUCACACGUCCGCAUAUAUGAGAGAGGUGUGACGCUCGCUCUAUAUAUGCAAGUGUGACACCGACUUAAUAAUAAAGGUGCGAGGCCGGCUUUAUAUGUCAAAGUUUGAAACUGGCUUUAUUAGUUAUGGUGUGGACCGGGAUUAAAAGUUUAAAGCUGGCUUAAAAAAAGGUGUAAAUCUGGCGUUAUAAAUUAAAGGUUUAAGGCCGGCUUUAUAAACUAUAGUUUAAAUCAGGCUUUAGAGAUGUGAAGUAGUCUUUAUAGGAAAGAACACGUGGAACUGCCAUUAUCGUUAGAUUUAAAGUUAAUUGGCAAAAGCAUUACGAGACAAGUUUAGGCGCUGAACGUUUGAGGACUCGCUCCCUAAAAAAACAUCUUGUAACAGAUCUUGUCAUUUUUAGAUUUCAAAAAUUCACAUAUACAAAAACUAGGAAUAUUAUAGACUCUUUACUCUCAAAAAAAACUUUUUUGUGGUUACAAUGUCGUCUGUAUUUGAAUACAACUUCUGUUAUUAUAAUUAUUAAUGAUAUAAAAUGAUAUGAGGCCGGCGUUUGGAGGUUCUGCGGUCGUUGGAUGUGUUCAGUAAAUUUAACUUUCAUCGAGUUACUCAAACAUAUAAUUAGAAAUGCUAUAUCGAAAAAAGUCACUAGUUUAGGAAGAAAAAUAUUUAAAAAGUACAAUCCGUACACAACAUACUGUUAGUUUUAAAUUUGUUUUAUUUAAAAAAAACUCAUUAUUUUUUACAGUUUUAUAAUGUUGAUAAUAUAUAAGGGUUUACAAACAAAUAAAAAAAUUUGAUGUCGCGUUGUUGCACAUCGAUUACACUAAAGAAUAACAUGUAAUAGUUAAGUUUAUGAAGGGAUUUGUUAUAAAUACCUUUUAAGUUACGAACGAGGACUCGCUCGUAGUGUUGUCGACAUAAGAAACUGCUCAAUAUUUUUAUAUUCUAUACUUGUUUACAAUGUACAUAGCGAUACGGAGGUGCUAUUAGAUUUACAGCAUACAUUACAUAUACAAGCGAUGGAUCACAUCACACUUGUCAACCCGUUUACAUUAUUCACGUUCGGUGACAUUAGUGUUGCCGUUUCGUAAAACAGAAAAUUAUUUAAUAAAUUUCUAGUUAUUGUUUUUUUUUUUAUUAUAAUUUAUCAGCUAGUAUAUUUUUAAUAUUUGUUGAAGUCUUUACUUCUGCUGCCCACCGAUAAACAUGUUUGUGUCAACAUCUGCUAACAUUAUUAGAUAUUCUAUUCAGUUAUAUACUGUUACGGUACUAGGGAUGUAUUUUUAUUGUUUUGCCGGUUUUUCAUAAUAUCGAUGUUAAAUUCCUAGUCUUUUUUUUAAUCGUAAAAGCCGACUACUAGUCAAUAACUAGUGCCUUCUUUACAUUACGCACAAAUAUUUCGUUAUUGGACUCUUAAGCGCUUUUGUACUAAAUAUAAAUAAGUUUGUGUUAAUAAUAAUAUAUGUUUGUUUAUAAUUUAAGAGAUUAUAUUUCCAAACUGUUGUUAAGAACCUUUAUUGUAUAUGUAAAUGUUAUAUCGUGUAUAAGCGACUUUAUUAAAUAAAUGUUUUUCAAUAUA